This is a messenger RNA of Saprolegnia diclina VS20, 1882 nucleotides long. RefSeq lists its product as hypothetical. The coding region runs from base 87 to 1577 and encodes 496 amino acids. NCBI's taxonomy places the organism in Eukaryota, Oomycota, Saprolegniomycetes, Saprolegniales, Saprolegniaceae. The transcript has a single exon. The record is from RefSeq and is a predicted model, not a curated record.
GCUGUACAAAGACACGCGCGGCCGUGUUUCUUUGCUCGCGAGCAGGAGCGGCGAGUCGCAUUUGGGUUGUCCACCAGUCGGGCAGCAUGAACGACCAGCCAAACUACUACCUCCAUGGAGCGCCGGCCGAUGGCAGGAUAGGCCGCGCCACGAUGCCCCAGAUCCAGCCGGCGGCGCGGAGGGUCCAGCCCAACAAUGCGCUCUUCCGCGCGACCUUGCCGCGGCCGCUCACGUGGCAGCAACCGACGGACCUGCCUGGCCGCGUGCCCGUCAUGGACAAGAUUGCAUCGCUCCUCGCCGCAACGAAUGGCGCUGGCAUCGUCGCGCCGGGUACGCCGCAGGGCGAGAACGCAGUCUGGAUCCUCGCGCGCAAGCUCGAGACGUACCUGUACAUCCAGUCGGCCACGUUCCUCGAGUACGCCAACUUGCAGAGCUUACCGCGGCGCGUCCAGGCGCUCACGACUGCGAUUGUCAACCGCGGUAUCCGCAAGCGUGGCCGCUCCGAGAGCCGCGAGGCCGAACUCGAGGAGUCGAAACCGAUGCGGCCGUUCACGGCGACGUUUGUACCGCCGUCGACCCAUCACCAGAUGGCUUCGAGCUGCCUCCUCUUUGACGGCCAUGAAGACAUCAACAAGAUCAUUUGGCGCUUUGUGGGCGGGAAGGACACGCUGCGCUGCCGCGGUGUGUGCCGAAGCGCCGCGGUCCAAGCGCCCAAGUACGUCUACAGCCUCCACUUGAGCUGCAACGCGAGUCGCCUCGCGCUUCUAUACGGCCGGCACGUACUUGAAAAGUGCACAGCUCUCGAAGAACUCGAGAUUUACUCGCUCGCGGCCGGCGUAACCUUUGGCCGCCGGUCCAUGUUUGCUAAAAACUGCCCGCAGCGCUUUGUUGUGACGCACGACGACCACGAGCAGAUCGUGUCGCUGCUCGCAACGCUCCUCUCGACGCGGCAGUUUGCGUCGCUGUCCCGCCUCUCGCUUGUGUGUCUCUUUACAAACGAACAAGCCAACGGCGAGGCCGACGUGCUCCUCAACUGCCUCACCACCGGCGUCCUCCCGCGUCUCAAGGAGCUCUGCUUGCCCGGCAACAGCUUUGGCGACUAUGGCGUCUUCAAGCUCGCCGAGCUGCUCACCUCCCGCGUGUGUCCAAACCUCACGCACCUGGAUCUCCGGCGCAACUUUAUCGGCGAGCGCGGCGUGCACCAGCUCUGCGCCGCGAUCGAGACAGGGUGCGCCGGCCGGCUCAUGGAGCUGUGCCUCGGCGGCAACACGCUCACCGACUCGAGCAUUGUGCAUCUGCUGCGGGCGAUUGAGAGCCGAAAGAUGCGCGAACUGCGCUUCCUCGGCCUCGAAAUGAACUACCUCACGGGCCACGGCAUCCAGCUCCUCGGCACGUCGAUCGGCCGCCUCGGGUGCCCGCACUUGAACCAAAUCUCGUACGGCGAGAACGCUGUCGACGACGCCGAGGCUAAGAAGAUUCUGGCGAAAGCCAUCAUGGCCGAGCGCCUGCGACAGCGCCAAGAGGCCCGCGCCCAGGCACCGACGACGACCAAUCAGCAAAGGGUGUACGCGCUAUAACGACGCCCUUUCUUUAUCUAUCGCCUCUCGGUCCAUACAUUUCAAUAGAGUGCUCUUCAUCGGUGGCCGUGAGGACUGUGUUGUAUGUCGUCGACUCAACUCAAUGGUUUUGAGAUUGACUCGCGCGGGCAUGAUCAUCGUGAGCAUAAGGUUGCGAGCGACAGGCAUCGCAAAAUGGUGCGCCGGAAAAGCCAUGACCUGCACUAGAAGUAUAGCGGGCUCACGGCAGCUGCUCUCCCUGCCAUGGCUGGCUCACUGCUACCGACUGCAGUACAUACUAACUAUGAGACACGUCGUUUAGAUUC